GCAAUAUCAAAUUGGUAUCGCUAUAGUAACGUUCAUUACGAAAUUGUAGAAAGGAAGGAGAAUUGAGAAAAUGCAAAUUUCCACAAGUCCAAAGUCGCAAAAUCAUGGGAAGGCACGACAAUUCGUUACCGCAGUCAUUUUGAACUUGGCAACAGUCUCAUUCGGCAUAAGCUGCGGCUGGUCAUCACCCGUGGCGCCGCAAUUACGUUCGAGUCAUUCGCCAGUUGGCAACGCAGCAGCGAGCUACGAUGAAAUCGCCUGGAUCACAAGUCUACCGGCAAUAGGUGGUUUCGUGACAAUACCUUUUUGCGGCAGUCUGAGCGAACGAAUCGGCCGCAAAAACUUCGCCAUCUUAUCCGGCCUGCCGCACAUCGUCUUUUGGCUACUGAAAAUCUUCGCGCAGAACCUGAAUUACCUGUACGCGGCAAGAUUCAUCAACGGAAUGGCAAUAGCGAUGACGGUGUUCAUCGUGCCAGUCUACACGAGCGAAGUGGCCACCGAAGACGUACGCGGCGUUAUCGGUAGUUUAUUGCUCUUCUCCAUCAACAUCGGCAUACUGUUUGCCUACAUAGUCGGCGCGUUUCUCUCCUAUCGACUACUUGGCAUCCUCAGUCUUAUCUUCCCGGUGGUCUUCGUUGUCGCCAUGACUUUUAUACCCGAGACACCGGCCUACCUUGUACGCCGACAUCGUCCAAUCGAGGCUCGCAAAUCGCUGAUGUUCUACCGUGGCAACAAUCGAGCUCUCGUCGAGCAAGAAUUGUUCCAUCUGAGAUCCACGUCGUCCUCGUAUGAUCAUUCUGCCAAGACAGAUGUGAGCUUGAGUGAGUUUUUUCGCGAUCGGGCUUCCCGCAAAGGUCUGAUCAUCUCGAUGGGACUUCUAGCUGCUCAGCAACUGAGCGGCAUCGUCGCCAUGACAAAUUACGCGGAAACGAUCUUCAAACUGGCCGGCUCGUCAGUUUCGUCGGAGAUCUCCUCGAUAAUAGUCGCGACCAUUCAAAUCAUUGGCUCGCAAGCGUCGACGAUGUCGAUGGAACGAGCUGGUCGACGAUUAUUAAGUCUUAUUUCUUGCUUCGGUAUGGCUAGUAGUCUCGGCAUCGUAGCUAUCUUCUUUCAUAUGCAAAAAAACAAUUACAACGUGAGUUCCAUCUCCUGGUUACCACUGAUCGCGCUCUCGUCUUUCAUUAUCGCAUACUGUUUGGGCAUAGGACCGGUGCCCUUUGUCAUCGUAUCCGAGGUCUUCGAUUUGAAAGUCAGUAGUUUAGCGACUACUCUGUGCUUCGCUUUCUUCUUCAUCAUAGGCUUUACGGGACUAAGAACCUUCGAUCUGAUGAUGCAGUUUUAUGGGAUUGAUAAAUGUUUCUUCAUGCUUGUCGCUAUUUCUGUCACCAGUUUUGUAUUUUGUUACUGUUUUCUACCGGAAACCAAAGGACGCAAACGCGAAGAUAUCAUUAAUGAGCUUACAGGAAACGAUAAAGUUAGGCUCGCUUUAGACGUUGACAGUAAGUUGCUUAAGAAAUUAGAGUCGGUUUGAACUACAAUGUCAUCCUGUGUAUUUUUAGAUGAUGGCCAAUUUUAUUUAUAUAUAUUUAGGAAGUUUGUUGUUGUAUUCAGAAUUGAAAUGUUUGUAAUUUUUUAUGUUUAUUCGAUUACUGUAUUUAUCUUUCUGCAAUUAUCGGUUUGGGCUUCGUUCUGUGCGUCUCAUUGCCGCAUAAUGGGGCGAUAACGGAAAUAAAUAAACCAACAAAUUUCACGGCUUAGAAUUUAAUUCAUGAUUAACGAUCUAUAAAGUGCUUAAUUCGUACUAACGAUGAGCGAAUCGUUGACAAAUAAAAAGUAAAAUAGAAUCAGUCUCAUAAUGCGAACUGAGUUAAUGAACAUCAAUUAAGUGGAACUCGACUCGUUUAUCGUCGAUCGAUGAAUCGCUUUAUUUCUUUUUCCGGAAUUCAUGAUUGUUGAAGAUUUUUUAUUCGCAUUCAAUUAAUGUACUGAUCGCAAUCUACUGACGCAAAAUUUGUUAAGGAUUACGAAUCCACUAUCAGAUAUAAAUUAAAUAACAAUUUCAUCGAAAAUUCUGGAAAAAAAUUAGAAUUUUUUACUACAGCUUACUGUGAUGGGUUUCAAAGAGGAUAACACAGUUAGAAUCGUUUACAUUGAAAAUAUGUAUAACAUGAUAUUUUUACGUAAUCAUUCAACUUUUGAGUCCAUUUCGGUUCUAUCCUACUGUGGGCCAAAUGCACGAUCUGUAAAUUGACAAGAAAGGAUAUUUAAUUGCUUCUCCUUCGGAUGUCACAUCGAUUUUUUUGUUUACAAUAUGAUCAUUCAAAUGUACGAUAAAUUGACUCAUACUGUGAUAAAAAGUGAUCUCUUUUGUGAACUGUACAUUAAAUUUAUCGUACUUAAUUAUUUACCAAAUCAUUUCUUAAAAAGUUUAUUUUACGAUUAAUCCACCAAAAAGCACUUCUUUAUAAUAUCAUUUAAUGAAAAUAUCUUAAUCUAUCUUAUGAUGAUUGUGAACUGUAGAGUAAUUUGAGUAUUCAAAUAAUUGAUACGUAGUUUUCGUUGAAGAAAUCAAUGUAAAUAGUGCAUUACAAAUGAUCGGUGCGAAAUGUAAUAUAAUGACAUAAAAUAAUGACAUAAAAUAUUGAGAGUGAUUUUGAAACGAAAAAACACGACAAGCAAUAGUAAAAACACAAUGGAACAAACAUUUAGAAGAAAAUUAUGUAUGCUUGGAUGGAACUACCAAACAACGGCAAUAACGCAAGUUUUCGCUUUAUUACUUUCGACAAGACAGAGGCUACUAAUUCCAGCAGUUAUUUAACGUUCAAAGCUUCCAAUUGAAUGUCAAAUUAGGAAUUUAAAGCGCUUAAAAAACGCGAAGUGAAAUUUGAUCAGCACACAUUAUUAACCCGAUUCGAGGCACAGUCAUCCUUACAAAAUCAGCUCGAAGCAUGACAGUCGUAAAGUUUGUCCUAGCAUCAGCUUUGUUGAUCGUUGGCUUUGAAUCAAUCUACAAUCAUGGAUCCAGUGCUUGAAGAGAGAAUUUAAAAAUCCACCAAAUUACACUGAUAAUCAAUUGAAAUAUGAAUUCAAUAUCAACAAAGAAAAUGUAGUCGAGACGCUGAUGACUAAACCAAACCUCAGCCUCGAGCUAACAAGAAUUGUGGUGUUUAUGAAACUGGUAUCAUCGUUAAGAAAUACAAAAAGGGAGAGAAAAUAAUAGUGAUAGUGAACUUAAGUGCCAGUUAUACCGGCCACUUUUAAUUAUCAAUUUGUCCAGCUAAAGUGGGACAAUGACAUUGACAAGUCCAAAAAGUACUUCGACAAACAUACGGCGAAACUUGCCAAUGGUGGCUACAAAUACUCAUCGGCAAGAACCAUGAUUAUAAAGUUGUGGUAGUUCUACCCCCGAACAUUACUUAUAAACGUUGUACAAUCUGACAACAUAAUAAAACUGUUAACAACUAAGUCAUACGUGAGAUAAGAAUGACAAAGGCAUUAAAAUGACAAUUGUGGAAAUCUAGAAUUUUUCAGACGUUGCGCCGACGUCAGUAUUUCGUGAAUUGGUUUUUGUCUGGUAAUUAAUAAAUGAUUAUUUGAGCAUCUUUAAAAGAAAAAUCUUACUGACUUUGUUUAUUCAAAAUUUUCGAACAAACAAUCAAGAAAACAACAAACACGAAAUUAGUUAUAGCGCUCGCCUAAUUUUCAAGUAUUGCCAAAAUUAGUCGAAUCGACUGUAUUUUUCUAUAAUUUUAUAGAUAGAUUGUUGAUCGGAAAAUUUGAGAAAAUUAACGCAUU
This is a messenger RNA of Phymastichus coffea, 3795 nucleotides long. Its product is annotated as facilitated trehalose transporter Tret1-like. Gene Ontology annotation, cellular component: membrane. The coding region runs from base 71 to 1531 and encodes 486 amino acids. Gene Ontology annotation, molecular function: transmembrane transporter activity. The transcript is spliced from 5 exons. NCBI's taxonomy places the organism in Eukaryota, Metazoa, Arthropoda, Insecta, Hymenoptera, Eulophidae. The record is from RefSeq and is a predicted model, not a curated record. Gene Ontology annotation, biological process: transmembrane transport.